UGCAUAAUUGAUAUCGGCCCAUGGUCCUACACAGAUGAGGAAGUUCAUUCGAUUGCUGGAAGAAGCGUAAAUUCGCCAACUCCAGGGUUUGAGGGUAACAGUGAAUGGGAUUUUCUUAAACUCAUAGCAUCAGAGAAGUAUUCAUGUGAUGAGGACGCUGAUUUUCACUAUUCGGAGGUUAGCUUUGAGUUAUAUGUAAAACGUCGUCCACAAUUUUACCUAUGGGUGUUACUUAUUCCCACCUUCGUCAUUACAACGGUCUCAAUAUGCGGUUUAUUCAUCCCUACUAACACGUUGGGAGAUCGAGAAGAGAAGGUCAACCUUGGAUUGACCACCCUGCUGUCAUCGGCCGUCAUCCUCGAAAUUGUUGCCAAUUCUAUGCCUAAAGCUUCGGCUCUCCCACUACUGGGAAAUUUUAUUCUGGCAGAGAUCUUUGUUGUAGCAGCAGGAGUUGUGUGCUCCGUUUUAACUCUUACACUGCACCAUCGUGUGAAUACUCGCAAGUGGAAGCCAAAGCCGUGGAUGUUGAAAAUUCUUGGAAUGACG
Messenger RNA from Strongylus vulgaris, 546 nucleotides. NCBI's taxonomy places the organism in Eukaryota, Metazoa, Nematoda, Chromadorea, Rhabditida, Strongylidae. The record is from the annotation of a GenBank genome assembly.